Messenger RNA from Pelodiscus sinensis (Chinese soft-shelled turtle), 468 nucleotides. The record is from RefSeq and is a predicted model, not a curated record. Lineage: Eukaryota; Metazoa; Chordata; Testudines; Trionychidae.
AUGAAAAAUUCUUUAGCACCUUCUGAUAUUUUUUAUCUGAUCAUAACAGCAAUAGAAUUAUCAGCAGGAGUUGUUGCAAAUGGAUUUAUUGUUGGAUUAAAUUGCAUUGAUUGGGCCAAAAGCAGAACCCUGACUUUCUAUGAUAUGAUUAUAACCAUCUGGCCUUCUCCAGAUUUUGCCUACAAUUAUGUCUGUGAUAUGGAUGAAAUAAUAAUGAUGAUGUUAGUUAUUUGGAUGUUUAUAAACCAUGUGAGUCUCUGUUUUGCAAACUGCCUUUCUGUGUUCUACUGUGUGAAGAUUGCCACUUUCAACCAGUCUUUCAUCAACUGGUUAAAACUGAAACUCUCCAAAUUGGUGCCAUGGCUGCUUUUAGGCUCCCUGCUGUACUGCUUAGUUACAACAGUCACUUUUACAUUUUUCAGCUAUGUCUUUAUGAUAACCUCUCACAUCUGUUCAUAUCGUCCAUGA